Messenger RNA from Camelus dromedarius (Arabian camel), 5068 nucleotides. RefSeq names its product tensin-3. Gene Ontology annotation, molecular function: protein binding. Lineage: Eukaryota; Metazoa; Chordata; Mammalia; Artiodactyla; Camelidae. The record is from RefSeq and is a predicted model, not a curated record. Gene Ontology annotation, cellular component: focal adhesion.
ACGUGGAGCCCCACCAUGGAGGACAGCCACGAGCUGGACCUCACCUACAUCAUCGAGCACAUCAUCGCCAUGUCCUUCCCCGCCGGAUGCUCCGAGGAGUCCUACCUGCACAACCUGCAGGAGGUGACAUGCAUGCUGAGGUCCAAGGAUGGGGACAACUACCUGGUGUUAAACCUUUUGGAAAAGAGAUGUGACCUGACAAAGCUUAACCCAAAGAUCCUGGACGUGGGCUGGCCUGAGCUGCACGCGCCACCCCUGGACAAGAUGUGCACCAUUUGUAAGGCGCAGGAGGCCUGGCUGAACAGCGACCCCCAGCACGUGGUCGUCAUUCACUGCAGGGGCGGGAAGGGAUGCAUCGGAGUGGUCAUCUCGUCCUACAUGCACUUCACCAACAUCUCCGCCAGUGCCGACCAGGCCCUCGACAGAUUUGCCAUGAAGAAGUUCUAUGAUGACAAAGUCUCGACUUUGAUGCAGCCUUCCCAGAAACGGUACGUUCAGUUUCUCAGUGGGCUCCUGUCAGGAACGGUGAAGAUGAACGCGUCACCCCUGUUCCUGCAUUUUGUCAUCCUGCAUGGGACCCCGAACUUCGACAUGGGUGGAGCCUGCCGGCCCUUUCUGAAGCUCUACCAGGCCAUGCAGCCGGUGUACACGUCAGGGAUCUACAACGUUGGCCCAGAAAACCAAGGCAGGGUCUGCAUCUCCGUGGAGCCGGCCCAGCUCCUGAAGGGGGACGUCAUGGUGAAGUGCUACCACAAGAGAUACCGCUUGGCCACCGGCGACGUCGUCUUCCACCUGCAGUUCCACAUGGGCACCAUCCAGGGCUACGGCCUCGUGUUUGGAAAGGAGGACCUGGACAAUGCCUGCAAAGGUGAGGCCCCCCCACCAGGUGUGUGCAGACUGGUCAGCAGUCUGUGUCCAGAGAAACAGCCCGGCUCACAGGUGCACAUUUAUCACAGUCACGGGGUGGGGGAUGAGCAGACCCCUUCCAAGAGCCUGGAGCGCCUUUCAUCCCUGACUCACCUCGUUUUCUCCCCACCAGUGCUGCACAUGCAGGGCCCCGUCGAUGGCAGCCUUUACGCCAAGGUGAGAAAGAAGAGCAGCUCGGACCCCGGCGUCCCUGGUGGGCCCCCGGCUGUCCCCGCCACCAGCAGCCCGGACCACAGCGACCACACCCUGUCCAUCAGCAGUGACUCCGGCCACUCCAUGGCCUCAGGGAGGACCGACAGGACCGAGGAGCACCCAGGCCCAGGACCCAAGAGGGGCCUGAGCCCCCAGGAGAAGGCCGAGCUGGACCAGCUGCUCAGCGGCUUUGGCCUUGAGGACCCCGGAAGCCCUCUGCAGGACAUGAGCGAUGGCCACAGCAAGUGCGGUGGGACCCACCACAUGGUGCCGGCCCAGGUGCACGUGAACGGGGAUGCUGCCCCCAAGGACUGGGAGAUGGACAUUCUGGAUGAUGAGAUGCCCGGCCACGACCUGUGCAGCGUGGAGAGCACGGGGACGCUGUCCUCCUCAGAGGGCCACGCGUCCGCCCACUUGGGACCCUUCGCCUGCCACCAGAGCUGCCAGAACUCGCUCCUGUCAGACGGGUUUGGCAGCAACACCGGCAAGGACCAGCACGGAGCCCCUGCCCCCGACCUGGGCCUGGGCGGGGACCCCCUGUAUGAGCGCGAGUGGGCCUUCGGGGGCCGCAAGCCCAGGCCGCCGCAGCCCAUGCUCAGGAAGCCCCACGCGCCUGCCCUGAUGCAGGCCUAUGGGCAGAGCGGCUACUCCACGCAGACCUGGGUGCGCCAGCAGCAGAUGGUGGACGCCCACCAGUAUGGCUUCGCCCCCGACGGGGAGGCCAGGCUCGGCGGCCGCAGCCCGGCACAGACCCAGCCCAGGGUCCCGGUCACCCCGACCCAGGGGGCCAGCAGUCGAGUGGCCAUCCAGAGGGGCGUGGGCCCCGGGCCACAUCCCACCGACACGCAGAGACCCCCUCCCGGCAGAGCGGCCUUCAAGCCCAGGGCUCCGGACGUUAGUGUCGUGAACGGCGCCGUCCCGGAGCUGAGCGCAGACCCCUCCCCGGGCUCCCCAACCCUGGACAUCGACCAGUCCAUCGAGCAGCUGAACAGGCUGAUCUUGGAGCUGGACCCCACCUUUGAGCCCAUCCCCACCCACAUGAGCGUGCCGGGCAGCCCGGCCAAUGGCCCUGUGCCCCCAGAUGGCGUGGGAGGUGGACUGCAGGCCAGCAGCCACCUGCAGGACAUUGGGGGAGGCCCUGGCAGGGGCCCCGUGAGACAAGGAAGUCCCUCAUCUCCUCCCCUUCCAGGAAGGUUCCAGAAGCUGAGCAUUGGGCAGUAUGACAAUAACACCGGGGGGCCCCCAGCCUUCUCCAAGUCCAAGUGCGGCUGGGGGAAGCCCACCAGUGUGGAACAGGCCCCAAGCCUGGUGUUCUUUCUCUCUCCAGCCAGCACCAAGGAGACGGCGAUCCCCGUGUACCCCCAGGACCUGGACAGGGUCGACGGCAGGGUCUUCUCGCCCACUGGCAGUGGCAGUGAGACCCUGCCCCUCACGCCUGCGUUCCCCAUGUCUCCGGAGACGCCGUACAUGACGACCCCCCGUUACCCUCCAUUCAGCCCCCCAGGGCCCCCGAUGGGUGGCAGCAGCCUGUACAGAGGAGCUCAGGAGCACCGCCACGUGCCUGGGUCGCACCGCAGCAGCCUGGACAGCAAGGGCAGCACUGGCCAUGGGGUGGAGGGGUGCAGGGGCUGCCCUGAGAUUCUCGGUCACUCCGUGGGGAUGUCACAGAGCCCGGCUGGACCCACGCCUGUGGUGUUCUGGGCCGACGUGCCCACGGCGCCCUCCUUGCAGCGGGCCUUCAUGUCCUCCUGCACGGUGUCCGGCGGCAGCCCUGGCCAGCGGAGUGAGAGCAGCCCUCCCGCUGAGCACCCGUGGGCGGAGAACAGCCCCAAAUCCUCGCUGGCCCUGCUGGGGAGUGGCCGGCCGGCAGGCAGCCUCCUGGGCACCAGCAAGUUCCCAGGGCCCGGCCAGGACGGCUCCGGGAGGCCCCAAUUCCUGCCCGCCGAGCUCCAGAUGCCCUUCCAUGGCCACCAGCUGUCCCUGACGGAUCCCCCGGAAGCACUAGGGCCGCCGAGCGGCCAGGCCUUCCUGAGCUUCUGCUCGGCCCCCGGGGGAGCUGGCCUUCCUCCCGGGGACGUGGGGGCCUUGCUGACCAGUUCCCACGGAGCAUCCCCGGCCCUCGGCCCCCCGCGGGCUACCGUGGAGCCUGCCGACGACGGCUUCCUGUCUCACGGCUUUCUCACGGUGGCGCCAGGACACAGCGGCCACCACAGCCCGGUCCUGCAGGGCCCGGGGCUGACCCUGCCAGGGCAGCCACCCCUUCCCGAGAAGAAGCGGGCCUAGGAGGGGGACCGGUCCUUCGGCUCGGCCUCCCCAUCCUCCAGCGGCUUCUCCAGCCCUCACAGCGGGAGAACCAUGAGCAUUCCUUUCCCAAACGUCCUCCCGGACUUUUCCAGGGCCUCAGAGGCGGCCACGCUGUCCCCAGAUAAUCCAGGUGAGAAGCAGGUGACCGUGAACUUUGUCCAAGACACAUCCAAGUUCUGGUACAAGGCGGAUAUCUCCAGAGAGCAAGCCAUCGCCAUGCUGAAGGACAAGGAGCCCGGGGCCUUCAUCGUCAGGGACAGCCACUCCUUCCGGGGCGCCUACGGGCUGGCCAUGAAGGUGGCCAUGCCACCGCCCUCCGUCCUGCAGCUGAACAAGAAAGCUGGAGACUUGGCCAACGAACUGGUCCGGCAUUUCUUGAUCGAGUGCACCCCGAAGGGAGUGCAGUUGAAAGGAUGCCCCAAUGAGCUGUAUUUCGGGAGCCUGACGGACUUGGUGUGCCAGCAUUCCAUCACGCCCCUGGCUCUGCCCUGCAAACUGCUCAUUCCAGACAGAGAUCCAUUGGAGGAAAUAGCAGAAAGCUCUCCCCAGACCGCGGCCAACUCCGCGACGGAGCUGCUGAAGCAGGGGGCAGCCUGCAACGUGUGGUACCUGAACUCCGUGGAGGUGGAGUCCCUCACCGGACACCGGGCCAUUCAGAAGGCCCUGAGCAUCACCCUGGUCCAGGAGCCGCCCCCCUUGUGCACGGUCGUGCACUUCAAGGUGUCGGCCCAGGGCAUCAUGCUGACGGACAACCAGAGGAAGCUCUUCUUCCAAAGGCACUACCCCGUGAGCAGCGUGAUCUUCUGCGUGCUGGACCCCCAGGACAGGAAGUGGAUCACAGAUGGCCCCUCCUCAAGGGUCUUCGGUUUUGUGGCCCGGAAGCAGGGCAGCACCACGGACAACGUGUGCCACCUGUUCGCAGAGCAUGACCCUGAGCAGCCUGCCUGUGCCAUCGUCAACUUCGUGUCCAAGAUCAUGAUCUGCUCCCCGAGGAAGAUCUGAGCCUCUCACCGGAAGACCCCAGAGGGGCCGGCUGUGCCCCCGACCUCCCCAGCCCAGGAGGGAAGGGGCCCCUCCAACUUACACACCAGAACAAGCCACCCCACGGCCCAGUGGCCUUCCCAGAAAGACACGUUUCUGCCACCCAGGGCCCCAGCGGAGGAAGACGGGUGCCGGAUGGGCUCCCAAAAUUGCAUUCUUACGUCUACGAGGGGAGGGGAGCCCAGCCCACUUGGCAGUGGCCCGAGUGGCCGCUGUGCCUCAGGAUAGCCAUUUCGGGGGGCUUCUGUCCAGCGGACACCCUGAUGCCUCUGUCCUCUGGCGAUCACCACGGAGAGGCUGAUUGGUGGGCCUGAAAAGGGGUGCAUGCCUAAUGGAGGUUCGUGCAGGUCAGGCCCUCCGGAUCACUGGGGCAUGAACAAGGGGUCGGUGUGAUGGGCAGUGAGGCCAGGAGGUCCCUGGGUCCCCGUGGAGGGACUGCCUCCAGCUCUGAAUGGCACACUUGGCCGUGAGGGGAACGCCAUUUCCAUAAAAGUUACGUUUUACUUCUGCCAAAUUAUUUAUGGGAACACUUUGCCAGUGCUGUGCAGUACUGGGGUCCAGUUACUGCCACCUCCCCAGCUGGGUUCUCGGCGGAGCGUCUGCC